Messenger RNA from Trichomonas vaginalis G3, 669 nucleotides. RefSeq lists its product as uncharacterized. Lineage: Eukaryota; Parabasalia; Trichomonadida; Trichomonadidae. The transcript has a single exon. The coding region runs from base 1 to 669 and encodes 222 amino acids. The record is from RefSeq and is a predicted model, not a curated record.
AUGUUUCUUGUACUUAAUGAACUCAAGAAUGUAGGUGAAGACAGACUCGCAAACUUCAACGCUUUGAAAUCAAUUAUAACGGAUAAUGAGAUAAGAAUUAAUGAAAAGAAUCAACCCAGAAGAACUGCUCAGAACGUUGCAAACUUCAUUUUCGUAACUAAUAACGUUUACCCUGUCAAAAUUGAAGUUGGAGACAGAAGAUACGUAGUUUUAAGAGUUAAUGGUAAAUUCAAGGGUCAAUUUGAUUACUUCAAGAAUUUGAUGAAUUCAUGCACAAAGGAAUUUUAUGAUAAUUUACUGACGUAUUUUAUGCAAUAUGACCUUUCAUCAUUUAACGUACGAAUCAUACCGACGACUGAAGCCAAACAAGAUUUAAUUGAAUUAUCAACAAAUCCUUUAGAUGUAUGGAUAAAUACACAUUAUGAUGAAUUGAGUGCAGGUAUGACGUGUGAAAAUGCUCUAUUCUGCAAACCAUCAGACAUGAAAGACAAAAACUUUCAAAUGAGCAUUAAAGAUAAAUGUGAUAAGAAACAGAGAAGAAUAGAUGGUAAACAAACAUGGUGUUAUGUUUUGAAAGAAGAAAUGAAAGGAUUAUAUAAACAGGUUGAACCAAACGAUAAUGAGGAUUCAUUUACUGACGAUGAAAUACUUGUAAAUGAAGCUUUAUAA